This is a messenger RNA of Xyrauchen texanus (razorback sucker), 4513 nucleotides long. RefSeq names its product vacuolar protein sorting-associated protein 11 homolog. The record is from RefSeq and is a predicted model, not a curated record. Gene Ontology annotation, cellular component: endosome; HOPS complex. Lineage: Eukaryota; Metazoa; Chordata; Actinopteri; Cypriniformes; Catostomidae. Gene Ontology annotation, molecular function: protein binding; protein-macromolecule adaptor activity. The coding region runs from base 11 to 2794 and encodes 927 amino acids. Gene Ontology annotation, biological process: vacuole organization; vesicle-mediated transport; intracellular protein transport. The transcript has 16 exons.
UGAGGGGAAAAUGGCAGCGUACCUACAGUGGAGGCGAUUUGUGUUUUUCGACAAAGAAACGGUGAAAGACCCGAGUGAAAAUGGGAAGAAUUUCCAACUACCUUUGGGUAUAUCGGCCUGUGAUUCCGGCCGAGGACACAUUGUGCUUGGUGAUAUGGAUGGCCAGAUCUGGUUUUUGAGCCGCUCCCUGCAGCUAUUUAGCUUUCAGGCUUAUAAGAUGCGUGUGGCACACCUGUAUCAACUGAAACAGCACAACAUCCUGGUGUCAGUGGGGCAAGAUGAGCCAGGCAUCAAUCCUCUGGUGAAAGUAUGGAACCUUGAUAAGAGGGACAGCGGCAGUCCUCUGUGUACCAGGAUAUUCCCUGCCAUCCCUGGAAACAAACCCACUGAAGUGUCUUGUCUCAGUGUACAUGAAAACCUUAAUUUCAUGGCCAUUGGUUUUACAGAUGGCAGUGUUGUGCUGACUAAGGGUGACAUCACCAGAGACAGACACAGUAAAACUCUCAGCCUCCAUGAGAGCAACUGUCCAAUCACGGGGCUGGCUUUCCGUCAGGCUGGCAAAGUCACACACCUAUUUGUUGCUACGUUGGAAAAAGUACAGUGUUACACGUUGUCAGUGAAAGAGUACCCUCGUAUUGAACUGGACACGCAUGGCUGCCCUCUCCGCUGCUCUGCGCUCACAGACCCCUCACAAGACUCACAGUUCAUAGUGGCUGGAGAUGACUGUGUGUAUUUGUACCAGCCGGAUGAGAGAGGACCCUGCUUUGCUUUUGAUGGGCACAAGCUUCUGGCUCAGUGGCACAGAGGAUACCUCAUGCUCCUUACGCACAAAAACAAGUCACCUAGCAAAUCUGAUUAUGGUAGCAGAGAGACAUCCCCCACAGAAAAACACAUGCUUACAAUUUACGACCUGGACAACAAGUUCAUUGCAUAUAGUGCAGCAUUCGAUGAUGUCAUUGACGUUCUGGCAGAGUGGGGGUCAUUCUAUGUCCUAACGAGAGACAGGACAAUGUAUAUGCUGCAAGAAAAGGACACACAGACCAAGUUAGAGAUGCUUUUUAAGAAGAACCUGUUUGUGAUGGCCAUUAACUUGGCUAAGGGUCAACACUUGGAUAAUGAUGGUCUUUCUGAGAUAUUUAGACAGUAUGGAGACCAUCUCUACAUUAAAGGAGAUCAUGAUGGAGCUAUUCAACAGUAUAUUCGCACCAUUGGGAAGCUUGAACCAUCGUAUGUAAUCCGAAAGUUUUUGGAUGCACAGAGAAUACAUAACUUGACAGCAUAUCUACAGGCUCUCCAUAGGCAGUCUCUGGCAAACGCUGACCACACUACUCUGCUGCUUAACUGUUACACCAAACUGAAGGACAGCUCCAAACUGGAGGAGUUCAUAAAGUGCAAAGAAGGUGAGGUGCAUUUCGAUGUUGAGAUCGCCAUCAAGGUGUUGCGCCAGGCUGGCUAUCACAGUCAUGCUGUGUUUCUGGCAGAGAGACACGUACAUCAUGAAUGGUAUCUGAAGAUCCAGCUUGAGGAUUUGAAGAAUUAUCAGGAGGCUUUGCGCUAUAUAGGUAGGUUGCCAUUUGACCAGGCAGAGAGUAAUAUGAAGCGUUAUGGUAAAACUCUGAUGCACCACGUGCCUGAGAGCACCACCAUCCUCCUAAAGCGCCUCUGCACAGACUAUCACCCCAUUAAAGACUCAACUGACCGUGACAGUCUCGACAGGGCUGCGGGGAACAAGGCCAGUCCAGAGGAUUUCAUUCCUGUCUUUGCCAAUAACCCACGAGAACUCCGAGCGUUCCUGGAACACAUGAUAGAGGUGGAUCCGUUGUCUCCUGAGGGAGUUUACGACACUCUGCUAGAGCUUAGACUACAGGACUGGGCGCAUGAACAGAACCCAGAGAGGAAGAAGGUCCUGCAAGAUGCAGCAUUGUCGCUGCUGAGGAGUGACAACACUGUGUUUGACAAGGCUCUGGUCCUCUGCCAGAUGCACAACUUCAAAGAAGGAGUGCUGUAUCUUUAUGAAAAGGGCAUGCUGUACCAGCAGAUCAUGCAUUACCACAUGCAAAACGAGGAAUAUAGUAAAGUCGUAGAGGCUUGUAAGCGCUAUGGGGACAAGGAGGUGUGUUUGUGGGAACAAGCGCUGGGCUAUUUUGCACGUAAAGAAGAAAACUGCAAGGCCUAUAUUAGCGAAGUCCUGAAGCACAUUGAUAAAAAUAACCUGAUGCCUCCACUUCUGGUGGUGCAGACAUUGGCCCAUAACUCCACAGCCUCACUGUCAGUCAUAAAAGACUAUUUGAUAAAUAAACUGGAGAGAGAGACACAACAGAUUGAGGAAGAUGAAAGUAAAAUUAAACAGUACAGAGAGGAGACGGCUCACCUCCGUUCCGAGAUACAGGAACUCAAAUCCUGUGCAAAGAUUUUCCAGAAGACCAAGUGCAGCAUGUGUAACAGCCCACUAGAGUUGCCAUCUGUGCACUUCCUGUGCAGUCACUCCUUCCACCAGCACUGCUUAGACAGCUUCGCUGAGAGUGAAGCAGAGUGUCCCACCUGCACCCCUGAGAACAGGAAGGUCAUGGAUAUGCUUCGUGCACAAGAUCAGAAACGAGAUCUGCAUGACCAUUUUAACAGACAGCUGAAAUGUUCUAACGAUGGCUUCUCAGUCAUUGCUGACUAUUUUGGCCGGGGAGUGUUUAACAAACUCACACUGAUAACGGAUCCUCCCGGAGGCAAGAGUGGAGCUGGGAAUCUGGAGGCUGAAUUUCACAGAGAUCUGCUCAUAAACACCAAAAGGAAUACUUGAGAGCUGGACACAAAUUUAAAUGAAGCACCUCUGAGAAAAGCUGAUCUAGGGUCAGAUAUCUGACUUUCCACAUUGGUCAUGGUCUGUAUGUGCAAAACAUAAAGCUAAUCCAGAAACAGGUCUACAGUAAUUUUAACACCCUUUAAACAAAUCCAGAUAAACCCCUCUCACCACCUAUGAUUCUGAUCUGUAUACAGGGUGGAUAGUAGAGAGCAAGAUGGUAGCUCUUGUUAGAUGAUUUAAUAUAUCUAUUCUGUAAGAUCAGAUCAACAUAAAGAGGAAAUGGAGAUAACAUCAAGUAUCAAAAACAGGACUUUUGGGUAAAGAUAAAGUGCAAGUUCUUGCAUGUCUACACCUUUAUCUUGACAUUUUUAAGCCUAUAAUUAAACUUGCACAACUGUUUUGCAGCCCUUGAUUAGUUAUUUGUGAGAGGUAAAGUAUUGCAGCCCAUCAUUAUUGCAGAUAUGCUACUUAGAACCAUUUUGCUCGCAAGUCAACUAAAAAACUAUAACCAAUGUCAAAUGCCUGUUAAAAUGUACAUGUUAUUAAUUUAAACAUAUGUAAAACACAUUAUUGUUCACUGUGUAAUUACACUUCUUAGAUGUUUGUUAUGAUUAAUUUAUACAUAACAAAUCAAGAAUAAAGUCUUACUAAUACACUGUAUUUUAUAUACAUCAAAGUGUUGAACAUGGGCAUGGGGACAUGUUGUAUAUCUGGUGUGUAUAGUAAUGUCAUGCUAUACAUCGUGUUCAAAGGCCACAUAUUAAAAAAUAUGACAAUCCUUGAUGUCCAUUCAGUUGGUAAAUUUUUGACAUCAGAUAUCAUAGCCAAAAGAGCCUUGUUUACUGAGCAGACUGAAGUCAUACACGCCUUCAAGAAACAGUUUUAGUCGAGUCUUCUGAAGCAUAGGUUAGAAUUGUCAUAAGCAAAGCUAAACAGCUGAGCCAGCAAGAAAAAUAGCUGAUAACCACAUCUUGUUCUUAAGAACAGAUCCAUAGCAACCACAACUGCUGCAUGAACUGGUUCAGCUCUGGCAAAUGUCACAUUGGUGGCUGCUUUUGCAACUUUAUUAGAAGAAUCAGAAUCAGCUUUAUUGCCAGGUAUGCUUACAAAUACAGGGAAUUUGUCUUGGGUGACAGGAGCUUCCAGUACACAACAAUAUAAAAACAGCAACAAGACAUGGACAAUAAUAUUUUUUUUUAUAGAAAACAAAGUAUAUAUAGAAUACACAAUACUUAUAUAUGUAUAUAUAUAUACACACACACACACACACACACACACUACCGGUCAAAACCUUUGAAACACUUGACUGAAAUGUUUCACGUGAUCUUAAAAAUCUUUUGAUCUGAAGGUGUAUGCUUAAAUGUUUGAAAUGAGUUUUGUAGACAAAAAUAUAUUUGUGCCACCAUAUUUAUUUCAUUAUAAAACUCAAAUUUAAUAAUAAAAAAAAGUUUUUGAAAUGGAUGACUUGGACCAAAUAAUGAAGAAAAGCAGCCAAUAAUUGCCAACCAUAGAUGGGAACUCCUUCAGUACUGUUUAAAAAGCAUCACAGGGUGAUAUCUCAAGAAGAUUGUUGAGAAAAUUUCAAGAGUACAUGACUGCAAAUUCUGGUCAAAGGGUGACUACUUUGAAGAUAUAACAGUUUUAAUUUAUUUUGGAUUUUGUUUAGUCACAACAUAAUUCCCAUAGUUCCAUUUAUGUUAUUCCAUAGUUUUGAUG